CACCCCUCAUCCCCUCGCCCCCCAUCAAGAAGGAAAGAAGAAAUCAGUCUAUACGUAGCUCUCUUCUUCCUCUUCCAAGAAGAAAAACGGAAGCUUUAGCGAGAGAGAGAGAGAGAGAGUCGGAGAGAUCAGAGAUCGACCCCGCUAAGCAUCGGGAGGUUGCAGAUCAGCUCAGGGCAGGAGGAGAGAAGGUGGGUUUUCCUCAGAUACGAGAGUUGAGAGCUUUGGUUGUUUGGGGUAAAACCCGGGCCUAGACGAGUUGUAGACAUCACGGCUAUACACGGAGUACCCCUCAUUCAUGCCCGCCCCGUACGACACCGGCGGUCUGUGAUCAGCGUGAACAUCGCUAGCAACCCUUCACCGCACGGCGGCCGCGGCGCCCUCCCCUCCGAAGGUGGCAGCCCCUCUGACCUCCUCUUCCUCGCCGGUGGCGGUUCCCUCCUCCCCCAGUUCUAGGCAGCUAUUAUCUAUAUAGUGCUGUGGUAGUCCUACUACUGUUCUAGCUCCGUACUUGUUGUGUACUUCUUUCGUUCUACUUCAGAGUAUUUGUGUGUGAAAUUAUCUGUUGAGAGGAAAAUGAGUUUGAUGCUGAGGAUCAAGAGGGUUCCGACCGUCGUGUCUAACUACCAGAAGGAGGAGGCCGAGGAGGGCGCCCGCCGUGCUGGGGGCUGCGGCCGCAACUGCUUCAACAAGUGCUGCCUCCCUGGGGCAAAGCUCCCCCUUUAUGCUUAUAAGAGGGCGGACAGCAUUGCCAAUGAGAAGUCUUUGGUUGGGCUUGAAGAUUCGGAGGCUCCCAUGGCCUUUCUCGACUCGCUCGUUCUUGGCGAGUGGGAGGAUCGGAUGCAGAGAGGUCUAUUUCGCUACGACGUCACUGCCUGUGAAACUAAGGUAAUUCCUGGUAAGAAUGGCUUCAUAGCUCAGCUAAACGAGGGCCGCCACUUGAAGAAGAGACCAACUGAGUUCCGAGUCGAUAAGGUUCUUCAGCCCUUUGAUGGGAACAAGUUCAACUUCACCAAAGUUGGGCAAGAAGAGGUCCUUUUCCAGUUCGAAGCGAGUGGAGAUGGUGAAGCCCAGUUCUUCCCGGAGGCGCCUAUUGAUGCUGAGAACUCCCCGAGUGUUGUUGCCAUUAAUGUCAGUCCGAUCGAAUAUGGGCAUGUGCUGUUGAUCCCUCGCAUCCUUGAUUGCUUGCCGCAGAGGAUUGACCAUGAAAGCUUCUUGCUUGCCCUUCACAUGGUCGUGGAAGCUGAUAACCCGUUCUUCCGGCUUGGGUAUAACAGCCUCGGGGCAUUUGCUACUAUCAACCACCUCCAUUUUCAGGCAUACUACCUUGCUGUACCCUUCCCUGUCGAGAAGGCUUCCACCAAGAAAACCACCACUCUUGGAAAUAGCGCAGUGAAGGUAUCUGAACUCAGAAACUACCCUGUGAGGGGUCUUGUCUUCGAAGGUGGAAAUACUCUGGAAGAUUUGUCCAAUGCAGUCUCAGACUCGUGUGUUUGUUUGCAAGAGAACAACAUACCUUACAAUGUCCUCAUUUCUGAUUGCGGCAAGCGCAUCUUCCUCUUCCCACAGUGCUAUGCUGAGAAACAAGCUAUGGGGGAAGUGAGGUCUGAGCUUCUCGAUACCCAAGUGAACCCAGCUGUGUGGGAGAUCAGUGGACACAUGGUACUGAAGAGGAAGGAGGACUAUGAGGGGGCUUCCGAGGAGAACGCAUGGAGGCUCCUAGCAGAGGUCUCCCUUUCCGAGGAGAGGUUCCAGGAAGUGAAAGCUCUCGUCUUUGAAGCCAUUUCUUGCAGCCUUAGUGAUGCUGAUACUGCUUCUCAGAACCCGUCCGAGGAGGAUGUGGAGGAUCAGUCUGCAGAGGAUAUGCUUGCAAUGCAGCAGGGGUCCCACACUGCUAUCAUAGCUGGUACCCAUGACUGCCUUGUUAUUCAGUGAGAAGCAACCCAGGGCUUUUCGCAGAGUCCCGACUAUGAGCUUUUAUGACCUGGGAUGGUGAUUAUUAUUAUCAUUUGUACUCGGUUUGAGUCUUAUUGAGUGGUAUCUGGAAUAAGCAAACUCUGUUUGCACUGUUCAGUUGUAAGUAUGUCGAACUCCGUUGCCGUGUCCAUUACAUGUGUCUCUGUCUCGUACUUUGGAACUGAGACACUGUGCCCUGUGGAUUAUGUAACAUGAGAUACUGUGGUCGGUUUGCUAAUGCAUUAAGAAUUAGUACGAUAACAUUCCCGCC
Molecule: messenger RNA, 2227 nt
Organism: Punica granatum (pomegranate)
Lineage: Eukaryota; Viridiplantae; Streptophyta; Magnoliopsida; Myrtales; Lythraceae
Source: RefSeq, a predicted model, not a curated record